AGGCUGCAGUAUUAACGGAGUUCUUCAAGCAAGGCGACGUGGAGAAGAGUCGCGGGGACCUUCCACCUCUCAUGAUGGACCGGGACAAGUGCUUCAUACCAGAACUCGAAAUCCAGUUCCUGCAGAUGACCUGCGUGCCGCUUUUUGAUAAUUUGGGAAGGAUAAUUCCAAAGGCAACGGCGUGUGUGAAGAUCAUAGAGAAUCACAUCGAGAGAUGGGACGCUGCUAAGCCAGUUUUUGCGGAAGUGCCGGCGACUGCAGGGCUAGCCGUUUUACUGAGUCCAGAGUUAGAUAACCUCAUAGAGUUAAACCUCAAGGAGAAAGAACGUUUGCGAGUAGAGGGAGAAGUUGGCGAGGAAGCAACUUAGAAUAUAAUAAUGAAGUUAGUAAACAAUUAUUUAAAUUUCGAAAAGUGUUAAAUUAUGUUUA
Messenger RNA from Manduca sexta (tobacco hornworm), 429 nucleotides. Its product is annotated as cGMP-dependent 3',5'-cyclic phosphodiesterase-like. Gene Ontology annotation, molecular function: 3',5'-cyclic-nucleotide phosphodiesterase activity. Gene Ontology annotation, biological process: signal transduction. The transcript is spliced from 3 exons. The coding region runs from base 72 to 368 and encodes 98 amino acids. The record is from RefSeq and is a predicted model, not a curated record. Lineage: Eukaryota; Metazoa; Arthropoda; Insecta; Lepidoptera; Sphingidae.